Apis mellifera (honey bee) is the source of this 1881-nucleotide messenger RNA. Its product is annotated as serine protease 53. The transcript has 12 exons. Lineage: Eukaryota; Metazoa; Arthropoda; Insecta; Hymenoptera; Apidae. Gene Ontology annotation, biological process: proteolysis. The record is from RefSeq and is a predicted model, not a curated record. Bases 46 to 1614 code for a protein of 522 amino acids. Gene Ontology annotation, molecular function: serine-type endopeptidase activity.
UUGGAUAUAUAUUGUUUGAAUCAAAGAAUUUGAUAAAAAUUAGAUAUGUUUUUUAAUGUUAAAGAUAUUUCUUUUUUCAACCUUCUUUUAAUCUUCAAUCUUAGCGUUUUCAUUACAAGUUGCCUCGGAUCCAAGUUACCUUUACCGGAUACUCAAAUCGUGGGAGGGACUGCGGCUGAUAUAAGUCAGUUUCCUCACCAACUCAGUUUACAAACUACGGGACAUAUAUGCGGCGCUUCAGUUAUCAAUUCUCAAUGGGCUAUCACUGCAGCUCAUUGCGUCACAUUAUCAGCUAAUCGAUACCAUCUACGAGCUGGUAGUACAUAUAAAGAUCAAGGCACUAUUUACACCUUAAAAAGAAUUAUUGUACAUCCUAAUUACAAUUCUAAAACUAUCGAUUACGAUAUAGCUCUUCUACAGAUUGAUGGCACCAUACAAUUAAACUCGAAUGUCCAACCUGUAAAACUUGCAACAUCGGAACCAAAAGCUGGAACAAUAGUGAUUGUAACUGGUUGGGGCGCACUUAAGCAAGGAGGAUCAACUUCGGCUCGAUUGAUGCAAGUAUCGAUUCCUAUAGUGGACAGAGCUCAAUGCCAAAAAGCCUACAAAAAUUACAACACAAUCACAGACAGAAUGAUAUGCGCCGGUUACACCCAAGGUGGAAAGGAUUCUUGUCAAGGGGAUUCUGGUGGCCCUAUGGUGGCUCAAGGGACCCUCUAUGGCAUAGUAUCAUGGGGUUACAAAUGUGCUGAGCCAAAUUAUCCUGGAGUUUAUACGAACGUGGCACAUCUACGAUCUUGGAUUAAGAGUAACAGCGGAGUAUUCAACCAGUUAGUUGUUGGUUCUCAUCGAUCGAUGUUGGAGAUGGAAAUUAAGAAAAUAUUACCCUUAUUUUCCCUUUUUUUCGCGGAUGUUCUCGCGUCCGAAAAUUUGAAAUAUGUGAACAUCACGGAUUAUCCUUAUCACGUAUCCAUCGAGAAAUAUGGGGUACACACGUGCAGCGGAGCAUUGGUGCACGAAUUGUGGGUAAUAACCGCGGCAUCCUGCGUUUUUCAGGCAGACCCGUCCACGGUAACCGUGCGAGCGCGCUCGUCCACGCUUUCGACCGAUGGAGAUCAAUUGCAAGUGGACAAUAUCGUUGUACAUCAGGAUUUUGAUAAAUACGUUCUGCUCAAUGAUAUCGCGCUAAUCAAGUUCAAGCUACCUGUACAAUUUGGGGCCAAAUUAUUACCUAUAUCGCUUCCGGAAAAGGAAGACGAGAAGCUUAAUGAUGGAACGAUGUGUUUCGUGACAGGCUGGAGAAACACCUUGGCCGGUCCAGUGGAAUCUCGACUCACGGUGACAGCAGUGCCCCUCGUGAACCAGAGUACCUGCAGCUCGGCGAUUCCCUGUUACGAGCCUGUGUUCCAGAGAAUGCUCUGCGCCGGCAACAUGACCCAGGGGGUAGAGACGUGUCAGGGUGAUCCAGGUGCUCCGCUGAUGGAAGGGCAGACUCUGAUUGGCGUUCUAUCCUAUGGAUUAGGGUGUAAAACUAUGAUACAUCCGGGCGUAUACACUCGUGUCAGCAGUUACCUAGCGUGGAUCUCGGCAAAUUCCGAUAUCCACUAUAUAUAAGAUGAUAUCCGCGAAACUACAAUGUCAACAUUGCUUUAUCAGAAACACGCGGUACGAUCAAAGCUUCUUGUAUAAUUUAAAGAUAUGCCGAAAAGAUGAGAUGAAACUUCUUUCCAUAUCGUCAUUGUAAAUCUAAAAUUGAGAUUGACUAAACUCUUUUUCCUUAACUGGAAAUAUUCAUCGCUAUAUUCAUUUGCAUUAUAUCGAAUCAAAAGAAAAAUUUAAUAUUGAAAAUGAAGAAAUAAAAAUUAUUCUAUUUGCAUUGGA